Melospiza melodia melodia is the source of this 1563-nucleotide messenger RNA. RefSeq names its product DAP3 binding cell death enhancer 1 (gene DELE1). Gene Ontology annotation, cellular component: mitochondrion. The coding region runs from base 1 to 1476 and encodes 491 amino acids. The transcript has 11 exons. Gene Ontology annotation, molecular function: protein binding. Lineage: Eukaryota; Metazoa; Chordata; Aves; Passeriformes; Passerellidae. Gene Ontology annotation, biological process: extrinsic apoptotic signaling pathway via death domain receptors. The record is from RefSeq and is a predicted model, not a curated record.
AUGGUGCUGCGGCCGCUCUGUGCUCGCUCCGUGCCGCCCGUGCCGCUGGAUCCCCUCUCCGCGGCGGUGCUGCCGCUCCGCCCGCCCUCCCCGGCGCCCGCGUGUCAGGAUGGCCCGGAGCGAGGAGGACGGCGGCAGCCGCUGCCCGGCCUGGUGCCCCGCUACUCCGUGCGGGAGGCCGUCACCUGGGGAGCUGUGGGCGCGCUGCUGCUGCAGCUGCUCCGGCAGAUCGCGGGGCUCCGCUCGCUGCAGGACGCCCGGACAGAGCGAAGGCUUCCCUGGCGCUCCCCGCUGCCCCCGCAGCCCGCAGUGGUGACUGAAGCCUCAAGCAGCAGUCCUGGCGAGCAGCUGGGCCCCCAGAUCCUGCAGAAAGCGAGUCCAGAGGCUGUGGCAGAGAAUUCAUCCUCAGGCAUCCCCUCGGGGCAAGCAGAGAGGCAGCCCUGGGCAGAAGCAGGGGAGUUCCAAAUCCCUGUGAGCUCCAGGGUGGGGCCAGUUCUCCACAGUGCAAAGGGUGACCCUGCUCAGCGAGGGCAUUUAGAGGAAGCCGCUUUCCAAUUGCAGCAGAUUUUCCGAAUUGAUAUUUCCAUUGCAUUGAAUAUCCUUGGCACGGAGAGCAUGAGGGCGGGGCACUGCCGGGUGGCCUUCACCUGCUUCAAGCUGGCGGCAGAUCGGGGCUACAGCAAAGCCCAGUUCAACGUGGGGCUGUGCUACGAGCACGGCAGGGGCACAGAGAAGGACUUGGAGAAGGCAGGCUUUUAUUACUGCCAGGCAGCCAGCAGCCAUCACCCCAUGGCCCAGUACCGCUACGCCAGGUACCUGCUGCAGCACGGCCCUGGCAGCCCCUGGCACAGGCAGCACAAGGCUGUGGCACUCCUGGAGCAAGCAGCAGGGGCUGGCAUCACAGAGGCACAGGCUUAUCUUGGAGUGUUCUACAUGAGGGGGCUGCAGCCUCAGGAGAAGAGAGGUCUGAAGUACCUGCUGCAGGCAGCAAACAGUGGGGAUGCCCAGAGCAGGUUCCACGUGGGCGUUUGCUACGAGCAGGGCCUGGGAGUGCAGCGGGACGUGGCGGAGGCGCUGGGGCACUACCGGCAGUCGGCGGCCAUGGGGAACAGGCAGGCCCGGGACAGGCUGCGGGCAUGGCAGCAGGAGCUGCAAGAUGUGCACACAGAGCAUCCAUUCCCUUCAGGAUUAAGAGCCUCCUCCUCCAGCCCUGAUUUCUGGACUGUUGAGCCUGUGUCUGCAGGCCUGCACAGCAGCCAGCCAGGACAGUGUGGCCUCACCCUGCCCCACUCCUGGAGCACAGGCACCCUGCAGGUGAUGCUGCUCAGCAGUGCAGGGUGGAGCUGUGCCUUCAGAGCCAGGACAGUGCCACUGGAGCUGCAGGGCUGGGAGCCCCAGCACUGCUGGCAGCGAGUGACACCAGCAGGCAGAGGGCAAGGCAGCCCUUGGUGUGGGCUGGAACCAGGCUGGCAGUGAAAGGAAAGAGAAAGCUCUCUGUUCAUGGAACAGGAGGCAUUUUUAAAUACCUGAGCUUUGAGAAUAAACCUUGUGAUAUCUCCUGCA